UAAAACACAACACCAAAAAACAGACAACAUUUGUUAAAAACUAGAAAACAAAAGAAAAGUUAUAAUUAACACGGGUGGAGGAACAGAACCACACUUUAUCCCUUGGCGUAGCCGAGAAAUCCUUGGUUCUGCAGAGGACCAUAGUUCCUGGGGAGCUGCAGGCUGAUCCACUAACCGCCAUGUACCAGAACCAGUUCAUCUACUCCCGCGAGAGGCGUCGCUUCGGGCGGCAGUGCUGCUUCCAGGACCGCAACGAGCUGAUGGUCAGCGUGCAGCCGAGCGGCCGCCAGCGGCUGAAGUACGUCAUGCGGAAUCCCGCGGCGCAGGCCACCCAGCUGAGUGGCCAGAUGGCGCUCACGGUCAUGGAGACGGAGAACGUGACCCUCGACCAGCACGGGAUGUACCACAGCGAGGGCGGGUGGCCCAAGGAGGUGAAUCCCUGGGACGAGGAGCAGACGCAGCGGCACCGCAAGAAGGUGGAGCGCGAGGAUAGCUGGGGUGAGCAGGUCCUGGACAUGAUUCGCAGCACAAUGGCCGUGGCGGAGCAGAACAACACCCUGAAUAUCUACCAGAACUUCUUUGCCGAUCUGCCCGCCGAUUUGGCCCACGACAUUCGGAUGAGGUUCCGUGCGCGGGUGGCCAAUGUCUUCCACGAUCUCUGGCUGCCCUCACGCCACCUGAACUCCAUCGAGUGGAUGCCCAACAAUGAACGCCAGUUCAUGGCGCAGUUCACCAAUCAGUUUGGCAAGGAAGAGCGCCUCCGUUUGGUCACCGAUGAGCCAGUUGGCGAUAUGAACUCCUUCUACGUUUGGAAUGUAAAGAAUCCCCUGAAGCCGAAGAUCUCCUUCGACAGCCGGGAGCCAGUGUCGCUGGCCAAGAUCUGUCCCAAGGAUGAGAAUAAUAUGGUGGGGGGCACUGGACUGGGGCAGGUCUGCCUGUGGAGCACCUUCAAGGGCGGCAUGCCGGUGCGCAAUUGCCCCCUGGAGGUGUCCCACCGGGAGACCACCUCGGCCCUCUGCUGGGUCCACUCCAAGUCCAACACGGAGUUCUACUCGGGGUCGCUGGACGGCUCGAUCAAGUACUGGGACACCAGGGACCUCAAGAUGCCCAUGCAGGAGCUGCUCCUUGAGCCGGAGCCGCAGGAUCGCCAGUCGCGCCAGUCGCGCAUGGAUUCGCACGGGGUGACGGUGCUGGAGUUCGAGUACACCAUCCCGGUGCGCUUCAUCAUUGGCAGCGAUAUGGGUCAUGUGUUCGUGGGCAACCGCAAGGGAAUGACGCCCACGGAGACGCUUCUGGCCAACUACAAGCUAUUUGCCGGUCCGGUGAGGAGCAUCAACCGGAAUCCCUUCUUCGUGAAGAACUUCCUCGUCACGGGAGAUUGGCGGGCGAGGAUCUGGUCGGAGGAGGCCAAGGAUGCACCGUCGACCAUGUAUUUCCGGAAGAAGACACAGAUCACCUGCGGAGCCUGGAGCACUGGUCGCUGCUCCCUGUUCGUGACUGGCGAUAUGAACGGAGUGGUGGACUUCUGGGAUCUCCUGCUCCACCAGCGGCUGCCCAUUCUCUCCGUUGACUUCAAGGUUGCGAUUGCGGACGUGGUCUUCCGGCCGAACGGGGAUCUGCUGGCCAUCGCCCUCCAGAACGGCGACAGUCACAUCCUCACCUUGGACGAGUCCAUGCGACAGGCGACGGGCAAGGAGAAGGCGCUCAUGGCAGCCAUGUUCGAGCGUGAGAUCGUGCGUAGCAAACUUUUAGAGGCCCGCUAUGAUGAGGUGAGGCUCAAGCGGAAAACCCUCUUGAUGGCCGAGGAGGAUCGUGUGCGGCAGGAGCAGAGUAUGGCACCUGCUCUCGAGCUGGAUCCCGACAAUCCCGACCAGUUUGUGAAGAUGAUCGAGGGCGAUGAGGAAUUCCGCACGGCCAUCAGUGAGUUCCAGGAGAUGAUACUCAGUGUGGAGAGAAAGCGCUCCAAGAGGCAGGUAAAAAUGGAGCGCACGGUCUUCGAGGAAUGGAAUCCGGCAGAUGAGAGGCUCCAAGGGGAACCGGUUAUAUACACACGACCCGAACCGAAGGUUCAGCUUUUAGGGAACCUCGAUAAUAGGCACUCUUCAGAGCCAAGGAAUUCCCAAGGAUCAGCCAGAUUUAAAUGAAAUGUAAUACGAAAAAAUCAUAUUGAGAAACUCACA
Molecule: messenger RNA, 2180 nt
Organism: Drosophila takahashii
Lineage: Eukaryota; Metazoa; Arthropoda; Insecta; Diptera; Drosophilidae
Product: dynein intermediate chain 3, ciliary
Biological process (GO): cilium movement; outer dynein arm assembly
Cellular component (GO): outer dynein arm
Molecular function (GO): dynein light chain binding; dynein heavy chain binding
Source: RefSeq, a predicted model, not a curated record